Cryptotermes secundus is the source of this 1782-nucleotide messenger RNA. RefSeq lists its product as uncharacterized. The coding region runs from base 586 to 894 and encodes 102 amino acids. The transcript is spliced from 5 exons. The record is from RefSeq and is a predicted model, not a curated record. Lineage: Eukaryota; Metazoa; Arthropoda; Insecta; Blattodea; Kalotermitidae.
AGUACAAAUUGGAGAGAAGAGGAAUGCAUACAGAAUAUUGGUAUGAAAGCCAAAACCUUGCAUGUACUUGGUUUUGGUUCUGUUAACUAUUGAUAUUUCAGUCCUGUAUUUUAGCUUUACCAUAAAGUGAACCGAGUUACAUUCGGCACGUCUAUAGGAGUGUACAUGGAUAAUGCUCUUUGUGUGUCUUGCAUCUAUCAUAACAUGGUCAAUUUAAUAUUUUGUCUGACCAUCAGGAAGUAUCCAUUUUUUCUUAUGGACACUGUUAAAAUGAAAUUAUAUUUUUAUCUAAAUGAUGUAUUGAAAUGUUUUCUGAGAGAGAGAGAGAGAGAGAGAGUCAAAUUUCCUAAACAGGAUUUGGUGAAUAAUAAAUCGCCAUAUAUUCAUAGAGGUAAAUUUCAGAAUCUCAGAGAGUAGGAGAGUUUCAGUUGGGAUUAAAUCUCGUGUGACUCCUGUCCUGAUGUGCUGCAGGGUAUCCUUGGGAUCGCCUUACUGCUUGUCGCAGUAUUCACCUUUUGGACUGUAAAAAUUGAUUUGCAUGGGCUCCUUGGGCUUGUAGCGAUUCUUCUGGCCUCUGGAUGCUUUAUGAAGUUUCUUGACAGCAGACUCUUCACUUACCAAGCAUUACUGCCUCUAGGUUUAAUAAAUAACUUUAUGGAGGUUGGCAGCCCAUUAAGUCAUGAUUCGGAUUUGCAUGGGCUCCUUGGGCUUGUAGCGAUUCUUCUGGCCUCUGGAUGCUUUAUGAAGUUUCUUGACAGCAGACUCUUCACUUACCAAGCAUUACUGCCUCUAGGUCUUCAGUGGAUCCAGACAGGCCAAACUAAUGGGCGAGGGGGGUGGGCUGCCCACCCCAGGUGCCAUAUACGCCGAAACAUCCAAAAGAGGAGAUGUUAGUUAAGUUGUAAAAUUCAGUGACCUGAAUGGGACGCAAACCAGCAUGAAGCAGGUAGCAAGCAAAUGUCCUUGUGUUAACAAUGAAAUAUGUGAAUAAAUAGAUAAAAUAUGUUGAUAUUUCAUUAAUAAUAUUUUAGGAUCUGCUAGAAUGCCAUAUGUUACCCAAGGUACAGCUAAUUGAAUUAGAAUUCAUUAAUGUAUUAAUUGUAUCCGCUAAAGAUGGCACUAACUUCGCCGACAAGCAGCGGUCGCUCGGUCGGUAUAGUUUGCUUGCGGACUAAAGCCACGGAGUUUAGUUGUUUUUUUUAUUUAUUAAUUGUAUGAAAAAUUAGUAACAUCUAUGAUUUGAAUUUUUAAGCACUGCGAUUUGUUUACAGUUGUAAAUACAGAAGUUACAGGUAAGUGGAGUAAAUUUGUUCCCCUUUCCCCUUUGUAUCCUGAAUGUAUGAAUACAGAUGUAGUUUUCAGUCUUCUACAGCAGUAGUACAUCUGAAAUCAUCUGGUGAGCAUCCAGUGAUGUGAUACUUUCUCAUGCGUUUUUUAAUUAAAUGCACAAAAUAAGGCAAAUGCAAGGGUAGUGAUGAAGUAAUGUCUGUUUGUCCACAUAUUUUGUGAACGUUGGUUUUCAGUUCACUAUACACAUCAGCUGAAAUUCAAAUUGAACUUUAUCAAUUUUCUCAAAAAUCUCUUUUCAUACAAAAAUUGGUAUAUGACAACAGCUUGUGAACCCAUGUUGCAACAUUGCUGUCUGUGCAGAUGUCUAGCUGCUUUAACAGCUGUGAAAUGUGACCAGCUGAAGGGCUAAAUAGUUUAAUUAUACAUUCCAUGGAUCCAAAAUUAGUGAAAAUUACUGUAGGAUGUGGAAUAUGUCAUGUAAAUACAAAAUAU